AUGUCUAACGUGGAGAACGUAUGUCCGCAAGUGCUGCGCGGAGUGGCGCGUGAGGUGCGCCGCUUGGCGGCAAACCCUCCUGCUGGCAUAAAGCUAGUGCCGCAGGACGACCUUACACAUGUUGAAGCCCUCAUUGACGGCCCAGCCGAGACGCCGUACGUAGGCGGUGUGUUCCGCGUACGCCUGGAGCUGGGCAGCGACUUCCCCGCGGCGCCGCCCCGCGCCCGCUUCCUCACUCGCGUCUUCCACCCCAAUGUGUCCGGCAGUGGGGAGGUGUGUGUUAGUACUCUCAAGCGCGAGUGGCGUGAAUGGAAACCAGAACUGGGACUCGAGCACGCGCUGCUCGCCAUUAAAUGCCUCCUUAUAGCGCCUAACCCUGACUCGGCUCUCAACGCCGAUGCAGCGGCGCUGCUUCAAAAUCACUACGACGACUACUUUGCGCGCGCCAAGCUCUACACUGAGAUCCACGCGCGUCCAGACCGGCCCGAUACUGAGCCCCGUGCAGGCCCUGCUGAGGCUCAAAGCGACGCGCCACGUCCGAAGCGAGAGAAACGCCCCGCGCCGUCCGCCGCCAAGGAUAAGCGGCGCAUUCUUAAAAGAUUAUGA
This is a messenger RNA of Leptosia nina, 606 nucleotides long. NCBI's taxonomy places the organism in Eukaryota, Metazoa, Arthropoda, Insecta, Lepidoptera, Pieridae. The record is from the annotation of a GenBank genome assembly.